This is a messenger RNA of Girardinichthys multiradiatus, 6921 nucleotides long. It is a transcript of the gene pcnx2, whose product is annotated as pecanex 2. The record is from RefSeq and is a predicted model, not a curated record. Gene Ontology annotation, cellular component: membrane. The coding region runs from base 292 to 6702 and encodes 2136 amino acids. The transcript has 40 exons. Lineage: Eukaryota; Metazoa; Chordata; Actinopteri; Cyprinodontiformes; Goodeidae.
GAGGGGGCUCUCGGUGCAGCUAGGCAUUUGUAGGACCGGAUCAGAGGGAGGAAGGGGACAGGCAAACAGGUCAAGAUGAGAUUCUCGGAAACAGCACCAGCAGCGCGUGAACACAGGCUGGGAUGGGGAGAGACAAACAAGAGGACCGAGGAUGAGACAGAAGGCUCCGGAGGUCUGCUGCAUCGCUCUAACAUGGAGGCGCAGUGACAGUAGCACACGUUAGAGGAGAUCGUUUCAUUGCAUCCUUGCAGCAUCAUCAUCCAUCCAAACCUGAGCGGAGAGGAGGAGGACAUGGGCUCCCAGGUUGUGCAGACCCUGCGUCAGGGAGUCUGGGCAUCUCUGACCGGGGGCUGGUACCACGACCCGGACCAGAACAAAUUCAACAACUCGUGCCACCUAUAUCUGUGGAUAUUUCUCCUGAUGCUUCCCUUGUCUCUGCAUCUGGCCCUGCCUCCUACCACCAUGGCUCUGAGCAUCUACUGCACCUCCAUCACUGUCUUCUUUGUCCUCAUCAAGCUGGCCAACUACCGGCUGCACCUGAUGUUUGACGAGGGUGAGGCGGUGGUCCGCAGCAGCCUCUCAGACCUCAGCAAGGCCCAGGAGAAGAAGAGCAAUGCCUCGGACUCCUGCCAGCCACCGAGCAUCAGAAGGAGCAGCACGCUCCCUGACAGCGUUGCUAUGACAACGCUGGCCCGCAAACGUCCCAGCCCGGUGAUCCAGGUGACGGUGAAGCAGACAGAAACCGACCCAGGCCUGAUCGGGGUGGACUACUCAAAGUCAGAGGAGGGGAAAUCUGCAGAAGGUGAUGGCCAUCUUUCUUUAGGACAGGGUGAGACUGCUGCAGAGGAGCACAACAUGGAGGGAGGGCCGCUGCCAAACCCUGAACUCUCCCCUGAUGACCUUUCUAGCCCCAAUCCGGAACAGGAUGCCCCACUACUGCGGGCCCAGCAGAGGUCCCCGUCACGACCUGAAAAGGAACAAGCCGAGGUGACUGAAACUGGAGCUGCUGUAGAAGAAGGAAGGGACGUUCAGAAAUCUGUGAUGGGAAAAGGUGGAGAUCAGUUGGAGGAGGAGAGGUCCCUGGAGAAAGACUUAAAGCAAGACACAAGAGAGGAGAAGGAGAGUGAGUAUAAAGAGGCUGCAGAUAGGGAGACAGUGGAUGAAGGGUUGCCCGCUUCAAAGGGAAGGGAAGAUGAGAGCGAGGAGGGCAGCGAGGGCCCAAAAGAGAACUCAGAUGCCAACAACAACUCACUGGAGACUCCAAAGGAUGACCUGGACGUGUUCAUAGACACUCCAGAGUCUCCCGCACAGGUUCCACUAGAAGAGGAGGAAGCUUAUUGUUCUGAUGAGAUUGAAGUGGUACUGGUUGACAACUCCAGCCCAGGUCUAGGGUCAGCCCGUCUAGACGACAGUGACACAGUGAAGAUCAUCAUCACCAUGAGCUGUGACCCUCAAAUGGCUGCUCAGCUAGAGGAGAGUGUCAAGCAGAGCCUGCUGGAGAAUGCACAGGCUCAGAAGGAUGCUGGAGAAUGUCACAUCAUGAUUCCUGUCAUCACCUUCGAUUCCCCUGAGGAGGAGUGGCAGCAGGAGCAGAUGGAGGGAGAGGAGGUGACUGGCUCGGAGGAUGAUCCCACACCCAGACAGCAGCAGCAGCAGUUCAUGAGGCAAAGCGAAGAGUUUCACUUAUGUAGAGAAACGAUCAGUUCUGAAUCCAACAUGCUGGAGUGCCCGGAUCUGGAGCAGGAGCAGCGUGGACUCCAGAUGAACGAAGACAUCGUGCCCAGCCCGCAGCUGACAAAUGACAACAGCUCGUCGGGCAUCGAUGUCCACUCCCACCCCGACGACACAGACCCUCUGGAGCCUACUGUGGAUUCACAAGGAUUCCUGUGUCUGCCUCCGAUGGUCGGCCGCUACGGGCCGGGUGGAAGGACCCAUAUCCGAGGUCUAAGCAUGGACAGCGGGAAAGAUGCCAUCCUCCUUUCAGACAGCUCUCAUAACGCAACCACAAUGACCAGCUCCAAAUCCGACCUGGAGGCGAAGGAAGGCCAGAUUCCCAAUGAGUCCAACUUUUUGGAGUUUGUUUCCUUGUUAGGUUACCUCAGUAUGAAAGGGGGAGCAGGGAGCACCCAGGAAGGGGAGGAGGAGAAAAACCAGAAAGUGGACCCUGAAGAAGAAGAAAAUCCAUGUGCAACUCCUGGACAAGAUCCAAUAACAACAGAAACCAGCAAUGAGAACAAAUCAGAGCGACCCACACCACCCACCAGUCUCCCAACUAACCCGCUGCAAGCUAUAAAACCUACGCAUAUCCCAAUAGUCUCUCCUGACAGUCCACAGACAGACAGAGAGAAAGAUCCGGACUAUGACUCCCUCCCAUCUCAAACAUCUCAGUCUGAGAGCUCCAUGCUGCAGGUCAUCUGCAGACCAGAGGCCACUAGUAAAGAAGAAGCCUACACCUUCCACACUGUGCACAGAGACAGACCUCGCAAGUUGUAUGCAGAGAGAGCCCUUAACCUACCACUGGGAGCAGAACUCAUAACAGGCAACAUGGGCGACCUGCUUUCGACUUCCUCCAACUCAGAGUGUCAGGACGCUGCAGCAGGAGGUCACGCCGACUGCCCUUUCCAGCGACGCAUCAUUCCCGCUCACAGACUACGGCCACGGAGGACACACCCAGAGAUCUUUCCGGAAGAGGACUCCUUGGACGAGUCUUCAGAGACGUCUACGCAGGAGAAGCCAACCAGAAAAGUUUAUUAUAAACUCCAGCUGUUGCCCGGAAAAUGGGUCAGCGUUUUGUACGAUCGUCUGACUCUGCUCGCGCUUUUGGACAGAAACCAGGAAUUUCUGGAGAAUCUUGCAGCAGUCUUCAUGGCCUUCCUGGUUUCCUUUCUGGGUUUUGUGCUUCUCAACCACGGAUGCUUCAAAGACUUUUGGGUCUUCCAGUUCUGCUUGGUCAUCGCCAGCUGCCAGUACUCUCUGCUGAAGAGCGUUCAGCCAGAUGCGGCGUCACCAACACAUGGUCACAACCAGCUGGUGGCUUACAGUCGCGCAGCCUACUUCUGUAUUUUCUGUGCUCUGAUUUGGCUGUUGGAGCAGCUGCUGCGGAGGAAGGACCUGCCCGUCUCCACUCUGUACGGAGUCACUAUUAUCUGCUACGACGUCCUGAGCUUCGUUCGGGAUGCUCUCGUUGGUUUUACCUACUGUUUCCCGUUCGCCUUCCUGCUGGGCCUUUUCCCACAGAUCAACACCUUUACCAUUUACCUGCUGGAGCAGAUUGACAUGCACUUCUUUGGUGGAACAGCUGCCACAAGUCUCAUCUCUGCGAUCUACAGCAUCCUCCGCAGUCUGGUUGCUCUGUUUCUGCUUUAUGGUUUCUGCUUUGGAGCUCUCAAGGAGCCGUGGGAUGAACAGCACACGCCGGCCCUGUUCUCUGGUUUCUGUGGCCUUUUGGUUGUGUUCUCUUAUCACCUCAGCCGACAGAGCAGCGACCCCUCUGUGCUGCUAUCUCUUAUAAAGUCAAAACUAAUGCCUGCACUUGUGGAGAGUGAAGAAGAGGAGGAGGAGGAUGCAGACAUCAAAGACCCGCUGCCUGAGAAGCUGCAGAGCUCCAUGAAGGAGAUUCUGUUAUCGGAUUUGGUCGUUUGCUCCAUCACCUACAUCCUAACCUUCGCCAUCACGGCGAGCACUGUGUUCCUCUCCCUGAAGCCCUUUGUGACCAUUGUGCUGUACGCUCUGGCGGGGACGGUCGGGUUCGUGACCCACUACCUAAUUCCUCAGCUGCGGAAGCAUCACCCUUGGUUGUGGAUCUCACAUCCGGUUCUCAAAACCAAAGAGUACUACCAGUUUGAGCCCAGAGAGGAUGCUGUGCUCAUGUGGUUUGAGCGUCUGUACGUGGGGCUUCUGUGCUUUGAGAAGUACCUGGUCUACCCUGCUAUCGUGCUGAGCGCCCUCACUAAUGAUGGCUUUGCCCUCAGUCACCGCAAGAAGCUGGGAAUCCACUGCGACGUUCUCCUGACGACAGUCGCUGGACUGAAACUCCUGCGAUCUUCCUUCUGUGAUCCCAGCUUCCAGUUCCUCACGCUUCUUUUCACACUUGUUUUUUUCCACUUUGACUGUCCGCACACCUCUGAGAGCUUCCUGCUGGACUUCUUCAUCAUGUCAAUCGUCUUCCACAAGAUGCGUGAGCUGCUGCUAAAACUCCACUUCAUCCUGGUUUACAUCGCUCCCUGGCAGAUCGCCUGGGGCAGCGCCUUCCAUGCCUUCGCUCAGCCUUUUGCCGUGCCUCACUCAGCCAUGCUGCUGCUGCAGACGCUCCUCACCACCGUCUUUUACACCCCGCUGGCUCCCUUCCUGGGCAGCGCCAUCUUCAUCUCGUCUUACCCGCGGCCCAUCAAGUUCUGGGAACGAAACUACAACACAAAGCGUAUUGACAACUCAAACAGUAGGCUGGUGUCCCAGGUGGACAAGGAGACAGGUUGCGAUGACAACAACCUGAACUCAAUUUUUUACGAGUACCUGACUCGCUCGCUGCAGCACUCAUUGUGUGGGGACCUCAUACUGGGCCGGUGGGGCAACUACAGCGCCGGGGACUGUUUCAUUCUGGCCUCCGACUACCUCAACGCCCUGGUCCACCUCAUCGAGAUCGGCAACGGCCUGGUCACUUUCCAGCUCAGGGGGCUGGAGUUCAGAGGUACCUACUGUCAGCAGCGGGAGGUGGAGGCCAUCACGGAGGGCGUGGAGGAGGACGAUGGCUGCUGCUGCUGCGAGCCGGGCCACUUGCCUCACAUGCUGUCCUGCAACGCCGCGUUCAACCUGCGCUGGCUGGCGUGGGAGGUGACGGCCACCAAGUACCUGCUGGAGGGCUACAGCAUCAGCGAGAACAACGCCGCCACCAUGCUGCAGGUGUACGACCUCCGAAAGCUGCUCAUCACCUACUACCUGAAAAGCAUCAUCUACUACCUGGUCCACUCCCCCAAACUGUGCACCUGGCUCAAAGACGCCGCCGUCCAGGAGGCGCUGCAGUCCUACACCAAGUGGCACCACAUCGAGCGGGACCCCCAGGUCUUCAGCGUGAAGAUCGAUGAAGACUACGUUCACUGUCUGCAGGGGGUGACGCGGGCCAGCUUCUGCAACGUCUACCUGGAGUGGAUCCAGCACUGCGCUGGGAAGAUGGAGACGCCUGUGGACAGCGAUGAAGACUCCCCUCUGGUGACCCUGUCUUACGCUCUCUCGGUGCUGGGGAGGAGAUCUCUCGGCACGGCGUCGCACAACAUGUCCAACAGCCUGGAGUCCUUUCUGUAUGGUUUCAACACCCUCUUCAAAGGAGACUUCCGCAUUGCCCCCAAAGACGAGUGGGUUUUCAUCGACCUGGACUUGCUUCAGAAGGUGGUGGCUCCUGCAGUCAGAAUGAGCCUCAAGUUGCAUCAGGAUCACUUCACAUGCCUAGAGGAGACAGAGGAGGCGUCCAUCCUGUACGAAGCCAUCACAAACUACCGCAGCAGCCUGGUCAUCUGCCACGAGAGUGACCCCGCCUGGCGCAAGGCCGUGCUCUCCAGCCGCGACACGCUGCUCACGCUGAGGCACAUGAUCGACGACGGCACGGAUGAGUACAAGAUCAUCAUGCUGUACAAGCGCCACCUCAGCUUCAAGGUCAUCAAGAUCAAUAAGGAGUGUGUGCGAGGUCUGUGGGCAGGCCAGCAGCAAGAGUUAGUGUUUCUACGGAAUCGCAACCCAGAGCGUGGCAGCAUCCAGAACUCCAAACAAGCACUGAGGAACAUGGUCAACUCAUCUUGCGACCAGCCACUGGGGUACCCCAUGUAUGUGUCACCUCUAACAACGUCAUUCGCAGGAACGCAUCGCACACUCCGCAACAUUGGAGGAGGGGCUCUAAGCUUGGAUGCCAUUCGUUCCUGGCUCUGCUCUAAAUGGCUACGAGUGCGUAAGGACAACCUGACCAGCUGCAACAGCGGUGUGAACAUGGAGGACGUGGACUGUGGCGCCGGCGGUUCGUCCUCACUGAGCCACAACCGGCCGUCCUCCGUCACGUCCAAUAGCCUGAGUCUCUACCAGCACAGAGCCCGGACGACGCACAGCCACAGACAUCACAACACGGGAAGGAGAGAAUACCGCAGUCGAUCUGUGCAGCCUCAGAGCCAGCGCCCUCCUGUAAGCAGCCAGUCAGGUCCCAUCCUGGACUCUGGCUCCGCCCACGGGUUGGUCCAGCGUCUGUCCAACAGUCAGCUGUCCUUUAACACUUCCAUAGCCUCUAUAUUCUCUCAGGUCCCUCGUCUGUCAGGAGCAGGAGGGAUCAGCUCGCAGCUUCAGGCAGCUCAACAUCAGCAGCGCUCCAGUCAGGUCUCUUCAUCUUCGUCUACACUCAGCCUUCUGUUCGGAAAGCGCAGCUUCUCCAGUGGCCUGGUCAUCUCCGGGCUGUCCGCUGCCGAAGGGGGCAACACCACCGACACACAGUCCUCGUCCAGCGUCAACAUCGCCGUUGGGCCUUCACACAGGUCCAGCAGCAGAGCGACACAGUGGACCUCAGAGCCAUACGAGAGUAUAGACGGAUCCGAUUCCAACGCUGCUGUGACAGUGAAAGAGAGCGCCCAGUCGAGCGAUCAAGGCUUCAGCCAGGCAUUGGACAAGACCCAAGAGGAAUCUGCAUCUGCCUCAACAGCUCCUGAGCCAACUGAUCAAAAGACUGUCUAAGAAGGAGUAGAGGAUGAACAGGAGAGAAAGCAGAAAGGACUGUAUGGAAAGCAACACACAUGCAUACAGAAGAUUGUACGCAAAAGAGAGCACCCAUGCACACAAACCUGCCUUCUCCCUUUAUCCUCAGCAUGUGGUCUCACUUUGUUGUUUGAAUGUAAAGUCUGGAAAAAGUGAUGUUUGUUCUGGGUGAUGAAAUAAAUACAUUUUUGAAUGAAA